GGCAUGAUGACUAUGAUUAGGUGUCGUGUCGCGUCGAGCUGAACUCAUUCGCUGUUUCAGGUCAUGUUUAGGUUGGUUGUCGUUCUUAGCCUGUCGCUUCAAUUUGUACUACACCCCGUGGCUCAAGAUGCAAGCGUAGAGGAGGAUGAAGGAGUCCUCAUACUUACAAAGGAUAAUUUUGAUGACACGGUAGCAGCACAUGAGUUUAUCCUGGUUGAAUUCUAUGCACCAUGGUGUGGACACUGUAAGGCUUUGGCACCUGAAUAUGCAAAAGCAGCGCAGUUGCUGAAGAAAGAGGAGAGCCCCAUCAAGCUUGCAAAGUGUGACGCCACGGCACACAGCGAGCUUGCUUCAAAAUAUGAGGUGCGUGGUUAUCCGACGCUGAAGUUAUUCCGUUCGGGUAAACCGCAGGAAUAUGGUGGUGGACGAGAUGCAGAGUCCAUCAUUGCUUGGCUAAAAAAGAAGACAGGUCCAGCAGCCAAAACUAUACUUUCAGCUGAUGAUGUGAAGGACUUCCAGGAAAACAACGAAGUGUGCAUCAUUGGUUAUUUUAAGGAUACUGAAAGCGCGAAUGCAAAGGUUUUCCUGGAAGUAGCUGCAGGGUUUGAUGAUAUACCAUUCGGUAUCACUACUGAAAAUGAUGCGGCAAAGCAGAUUGAACUGAAAAGUGAGGGCGUUGUGUUGUUGAAAAAAUUCGACGAAGGACGGGCCGAAUUUAGUGAGAAAUUAAUAGCUGAAACACUUAAAACUUGGAUUCAGGCUCAAAGAUUACCGCUUGUGAGUGAAUUCACGCAAGAUACUGCACCAGUUAUUUUCGGUGGUGACAUUAAAUCACACAACCUCUUAUUCGUUUCAAAAGAAGGCUCAGAAUUCGGAAAACUGGAGAAAGAGUUCCGAGCAGCUGCCAAGAAAUUCAAGGGCAAGGUUCUUUUCGUCAUAAUUAAUACAGACGUAGAGGACAAUGCUCGUAUCCUGGAAUUCUUCGGUCUGAAAAAGGAAGAUUUAGCAGCACUGAGAUUGAUCAGUCUGGAAGAAGAUAUGACUAAAUACAAACCCGAAUUCAAAGAAAUUACAGCGGAAAAUAUUGUACAGUUCACGGAAAUGUAUCUUGCUGGUAAACUAAAACCACAUCUGAUGACUCAGGAUAUUCCUGGUGACUGGGAUAAGAAUCCAGUAAAGGUACUAGUUGGAAAGAACUUUGACGAUGUCGCAAAGGAUGCUAAAAAGAACGUCAUUGUGUUGUUCUAUGCUCCAUGGUGUGGACAUUGCAAACAGCUGAUGCCGACAUGGGAUAAAUUAGGUGAAAAAUAUAAGGAUCAUGACAGUAUACUGAUCGCUAAAAUGGAUGCGACAGCAAAUGAAGUGGAAGAUGUUAAAGUGCAGUCAUUCCCAACAAUUAAAUUUUUCCCUGCUAGUUCUAAUAAGAUUAUUGACUUUACUGGUGAAAGGACAUUGGAAGGGCUGACGAAAUUUCUGGAAAGCGGAGGUAAAGAUGGUGCUGGUUUAUCAGACCAAGAGAAGGCAGAGGCUGAAGCAGAAAAUGAAGAUGAAGAAGCACAACAUACUGAACUGUAAUAUCGGCUUAGAAACCUCAGAUUUGAAUAGUGCUGUUAGAUGGGAAAAGUCAUCACUAAACCAAAGGAGGGUACUACUCCAACUAAACAAAUAGUUGAAAGGUUAUGAGGUCUUGGAAGAUAACAUGCUGAUACUCUUGACGUUUACUGUCUGACGACAAUUUUCUCCUCGUUAUUUUUUCUCGGGAUCCAUAUUUUGCAUAUGUGUUGUUAUUUUUGAUGGUGAUUAUGAAGGAAGAUAAAAAUGAUGAAAUGCAAAGGAUUUCAUUCUCCCUCUUCCUUUUUUUGAAAUAUGUUUUGUUAUUCAUCAUUUUGAAGGGAGUAUUAUGCCUGUAUAACUAUAACUAGUUAUUGUAAUUUUUAUAACUAGUUAUUGUAAUUGUUGGUUUUCAUAAAAUUUGGUGUGUCUUUUGUUAUAUUUUUUUCUGUUUGUGUCGGCAGAUUUUGGAUGUGUUUCUAAAUUAGUAAAAUAAGAUUGUAAAACUAAAGAUAAAAUCAUUUGCAAAGGAGCA
This is a messenger RNA of Loa loa (African eye worm), 2086 nucleotides long. Its product is annotated as disulfide isomerase. Gene Ontology annotation, cellular component: endoplasmic reticulum. The coding region runs from base 64 to 1575 and encodes 503 amino acids. The transcript has 8 exons. The record is from RefSeq and is a predicted model, not a curated record. Gene Ontology annotation, biological process: protein folding; response to endoplasmic reticulum stress. Gene Ontology annotation, molecular function: protein disulfide isomerase activity. Lineage: Eukaryota; Metazoa; Nematoda; Chromadorea; Rhabditida; Onchocercidae.